UCCCUCACACUUGGUAAGGGCUCAUGAAGCAGAUUUAAACCCCAAACAGCAGCACUGGACUCUCUGUGCUAACACACCCGGGGAGCCCACCAUGCUGUUACUAGUCAAGGUCAUCCUCACCCUGUGGGUCUCCUGGGCUCGUGGACAAGAAAUAGCAUGUGACCCUCCAAUAAUUGCAAACAGUCACUAUAUUCCUAAAAGGACCAAUUACGGACUGGGACAAGAAAUCACGUACUACUGUACAAGUGGCUUCUUCCCUUCCUCCUGGGGAAAUACUGCAACAUGUACUGACAAAGGCUGGGAUCCUCCUCCAAGAUGUAGCUUAAAUCCCUGUGAAUUUCCAGAAAUAAAGCAUGGACUCCUAUACAGCGAAGAAACGUAUAGAUCAUACUUCCCAGCACCAAUAAACCAAUGGUUUUACUAUUCCUGUGAUGAAAACUAUGUGACUCCUCCUGGAUAUUUCUGGCAUUACAUUACUUGCACAAAAAAUGGAUGGACUCCGGAAGUGCCCUGCCUCAGAAAGUGUGUUUUCAAUGAUUUGGAACAUGUACGUAAUCCACCUACACAACAAAGAUUGUUACAGGGACAGUCUAUCAAAAUUGACUGCCAUCCGGGCUACAGUCUUCUAAACCCACAGAGCAAUGUGACAUGUACGGAGAAUGGCUGGUCCUCGCCUCCCAGCUGCAUCAAACUUUGUGACAUGCCCAUUUUUGAGAAUGCCACAGCCAUAAUCACCGGAAAACCAUUUCGACUCAAUGACACGUUGGACUACCAGUGCCUGGAUGGCUAUGAAAACAGAGAUGGAAGCACCAUAGGCUCCAUGGUGUGUGGUGAGGGCGGCUGGCUCCACUUGCCAACCUGCUUUAAAUCUGCAGACAAGUGUGGGCCUCCUCCAGCGAUUAACUAUGGAGACAUCACCUCCGUCCCAUUGGAAGGGUACCUUCCGGGGUCAAGAGUGGAAUACCAAUGCCAGGACUACUAUGAACUCCGGGGUCCUCAAUAUGUAACCUGUAGUUAUGGAAAGUGGUCCAAACCCCCGAGAUGCAUAGUUCCAUGUGUAAUAUCAGAAAUAAUCAUGAAUGAAAAGAACAUACGGAUAAAAGGGAAAAAUGACAAAAUCUAUUAUGCAAAAGCAGGGGAUAUCAUCAACUUUAUGUGCAAAUCGGGACGCAAGGCGGCAACGUCAAAGGAGUCAUUUCAAGCCAUGUGUCUCGAAGGGGCAGUGGAGUUCCCCAUAUGUGAAUGAGGAAGCCUUGUGGCCCCAAAUAUGUGGCCAGUCCCACCUACUGCUCUUUGCCUCAAAGCUUGCCAGGCUUCUGGCAUUUCCUGCUCUUUUCCACUAUAUUUCAAAGGACAUAAAAGCAAUAUGUUAGCCCCCUUUUCAACUUAAUCUUCUCCCAAAGUUUUUAACACAACUAUAUCAUUGCUUAUACUUGUACCAAAAAAAUAAUUCUUCACUAUCAUGAGAUUAGAAUAUUUGGCAAUUGAGCAAUAAACAGCAAUGGACAUAACAGU
This is a messenger RNA of Myotis brandtii (Brandt's bat), 1515 nucleotides long. Its product is annotated as complement factor H-related protein 3-like. Bases 92 to 1246 code for a protein of 384 amino acids. The transcript is spliced from 7 exons. The record is from RefSeq and is a predicted model, not a curated record. Lineage: Eukaryota; Metazoa; Chordata; Mammalia; Chiroptera; Vespertilionidae.